UUAUAACACUUUUUGGCGACGAGGUCGGGAUAUUUUCACCGCGUUGUGGAUUUGCGUGUUCGUGACGGGGCAGACAUGGAACAGCUUAUGCAAGCGCUCAUUGAACAACAAACACAGCUGACGGCUACUAUUCAGGCUCAACAAACACAGCUGACGGCAACGAUUCAGGCAUUGUCGUCGUCGCUUACUCAUCGUCUGUCUUCCUCUUCUCCGCCCCCAUUCCCUCCUUACGACGAGGCCGCUGAAGACUGGGAGGAUUAUGAGAAGCGUUUGCGGCAACACUUCUUGGCUUUCGGCGUUGUCGACGCUCCUAUGUGGGUGGUCAAGGCUCUUCGCGGCCGCCGGCUUUGUGAAAUCCGUACGGGCGACGGCACGGUUGUUCGCCAUUACGACCAGAUGCGCCCACGAGUGGUGGCCACGCCUGUGCCACCGCCCCAUCUUUCACCUCCACCAGCUCGAGACGCCAGUCCUGUCGCUGCUGCCGAUCUACCGUCCGUGUUGAUGCAGCCGCCGUCGCUGCCGCUUCCAAGUACUCCGGAACCGGCCCCAGUCGCGACGCCGCCUUCUCCGGGACCCAUCUCGCUGGAGCACACUCCCAGGUCAAUGACACCUAUGGAUGCUGCUCCGGAGUUUUCACCCAUCAUCUCAUCCAGGAGGCACGUUCCUCGCACGAGCUUCCGUCCUGGACAUUUUCGACCAUACUCCCGUGUCUCUGCGCGGGAUCUCCUCGGGGCCUCACAAGAGGCCAUGGAUGUCUCUGCGCUGUCCAUGUCUCCCAGGAAGUGAGUGUUUAUUUUUUCAAGGGGGGAAAAGUGUUGUGAUAGUGCCACGACAUUUAACAGUGCCGCCACGACAGUACGCACAAACGGCGAUAGAGGCGCUCCGCAAAUCAGAUGAGCACGGGAGCGCCACCUAGCUACGAACGGCACCGGCCGCAUGUCACGGCACAGCAGUCGAAUACGAGAGACUGAGUUGUAAUCAUGUGAUCAGCUAUUGUUUCUAAGAGAGAGUGUGAAAAUCCACGCAAUUAUUGUGA
Schistocerca gregaria is the source of this 1036-nucleotide messenger RNA. RefSeq lists its product as uncharacterized. The transcript is spliced from 2 exons. Bases 76 to 786 code for a protein of 236 amino acids. NCBI's taxonomy places the organism in Eukaryota, Metazoa, Arthropoda, Insecta, Orthoptera, Acrididae. The record is from RefSeq and is a predicted model, not a curated record.